Molecule: messenger RNA, 393 nt
Organism: Cadophora gregata
Lineage: Eukaryota; Fungi; Ascomycota; Leotiomycetes; Helotiales; Ploettnerulaceae
Exons: 1
Coding region: 1-393 (130 amino acids)
Source: RefSeq, a predicted model, not a curated record
AUGCUCUCAAUCCGCGGCCGUACUCGCCCUAAGCUUCAUAUUCGUGGUAAUAGAGUUCUAACAGUUGAUAUGUUCGUCACCUGCUGCGGAGAAGAUAUCAAUGUCAUGCUAGACAUUACCCGCGCUACCUGCGCAAUUGAUUAUCCGCAAGACCGAUUUCGUGUCGUCGUUCUAAACGAUAGAAAGGAUACCGCGCUCGAGAAGUCAAUCAGCGAUCUAGGACAGGAAUAUCCUAAUAUUUACUAUCAUGCUAGAAUCAAGAUCAAAGGUGUUCCUCAUCACUUCAAGGCGGGUAAUUUAACUGGAGGAACUGGAUAUAUUACCGAACUUGAGGGUAGAGAGGCCGAGUAUAUCGCUGCUUUGGACGCUGAUAUGAUUCCUGAGCGUGAAUAG